Molecule: messenger RNA, 1698 nt
Organism: Angiostrongylus costaricensis
Lineage: Eukaryota; Metazoa; Nematoda; Chromadorea; Rhabditida; Metastrongylidae
Source: the annotation of a GenBank genome assembly
AUGUCCAACCUAUCACUGGCAAGUCACAAACGGAUACUCACGCGGUAUACUAACCAAUUGCAAAAAGUUCUAACCCGAUUCAAAGACGCGCAGUUAGAAGAAAUCAGCGUUCAAAACCUGCAAGAUGAGAUAACGCCCACCGUUAUUCAAACAAGCCUACAGCAGUUAGAGGAAGCAGUGGCAGCGUUAGAAAACAUGACCACAAAGAUUCAACACGCACUAGAUGAACUCGCUACCAUGUUCGAAAAGUCACACCCAACGUCACCGAAUAUUGAAGAAGAGUUCGCACAGUGCUCAACUACUGCUGAAGAAGCCAUUGGCAAUACUUUCGAAUACCUUGUACUCCUUCAUGCUCGGAUCCAUGGCUUCAAGGCUCAUGCUGAGCUUCUCAACACAUCCCACAAACACUCCACUACGAAUAGUAGUAAAAAUGAAUCCACCGUCACCGCAGUCGUGAAAAAUCUGGAGCUACCCACAAACCCAAUCCCAACAUUCAAUGGCGACAUCUGGGACUGGGAUAACUUUUGGGAGCUUUUCAACUUAAAUGUACAUUCACAAAAUCUUUCAGAGCUACAAAAAUUCAAUUACCUACUUAACUCCUUAAAAGGGGAAACUCUACAAUCGAUGAAGAAGUUCCAACUCACUAGGCAAAACUACUUAAAAGCCAUAGAAUUCCUCACUAAUAAGUACGGUAAUCCUGAAGAACUCAUUCGCCAGCUCCUCAGAAAGAUGGACAAAAUCUCCCUUCACUCGUCGUCCAUACACGAGCAACGCAGACUAUUGGAAGACAUAGAAGCCAUCAUAGGCCAAUUAGUGCAAAAAGGUGAAAAUGUCGACAAUCAGUCCAUGUAUCAAAAGGUUCUUUCGAAAUUUCCAGUCGGGAUCCAACGUAAAGUUAUUCACAAAAAGAUCACUUCUCCCGACGAACCCUUCACCAUGCAGCAGCUUCUAAAAUAUUUUGAAGUGGUUAUAACCAGCGAGGAACAGGUAUGUCGCCAGACCAGCGCAACACCUCCUCGAGAUACAGUUAGCUUCGACAACAAAGGCAAACACUGGAAGCCGCCGACAACAAGGCUCCUGUGCAUGUAUUGUAAAGGCGACCAUAAGCCUUUCUAUUGCAGUAAAUACGAAACACCUCAAAGAAGAUACCUUCAAAAUAAUAAGCUAUGCAAUAUUUGCGCCUCUCCAUCCCACAGCACAAUUCAGUGCAACGGGUCGUUAUGUCGUAAGUGCCAGAAACGUCACCACACAGCAUGCUGUCUCUUUCCGACACCAAACGAGAAAACGUUCGUGCCAUCUACGAAGAAUGCGAACGCCAAAAACGAGGCCAACGCCAGUAAACACAAAGAGAAAGAGCUUAAAAAACCGACUUCUACGUCCAAAAUAAACCACGUCGGACAAGAGACACCGGCCAAAGACAAAAGUUUCACGAAAUCUAGCACAAAACUGCAGUCAACUUUCCUACCCACAGGGGAAUUGACUAUAAUGAACCCAACCACAAAACAAUUAGAGAAAGUUUCGGUCUUACUGGACACGGGAGCUGAGUUAUCCUUUAUCGACGAAAAUCUUGCACAAAAGCUAGGUCUACCGAAGAUAGAAGAAAUUAAACUGCGGCUAAACACAUUCGGUUCAUGCAAUGUGCAAGAACGCGUUUCACGAAAGGUCCCGUUACAGGUCAUUUAUGUACAGGACAACUAA